Molecule: messenger RNA, 2055 nt
Organism: Exophiala viscosa
Lineage: Eukaryota; Fungi; Ascomycota; Eurotiomycetes; Chaetothyriales; Herpotrichiellaceae
Product: MFS transporter
Exons: 1
Coding region: 262-1899 (545 amino acids)
Biological process (GO): transmembrane transport
Cellular component (GO): plasma membrane
Molecular function (GO): transmembrane transporter activity
Source: RefSeq, a predicted model, not a curated record
AAGUACGGUGAGGUCUCGGUUGAGGACCUAUGAGCCCGUGACGAUCUGUUUGAUCUUCUGCUUCGAAUCAUUUCGAGUCAUUCUCUUUCUUUUCUACUGCUUCGUCUGCAGAUAAACUAUCAUUUACAUAUCAUUACGCCUCGGUCGUCGUUCCCCACGAACAAAUCGGCCAGCCACUACUCAAGUUCCAGCGUCGGUUCGACCACACUCACUUCUCAAUAAGACCAUGAUAUCAGACUUCAACACGAUACAACCACCAUCAUGACAGGCGAACUUCACCACGACCAUGUCGACGUCAACGAACAAGCCGAACAAGAAAUUCAGAUCCGUCCCAUCCAACCUCCAACCGGCACACACGACAUGGAGAAAAUCCCCACGACGACAAUACCCGAUCCCGACGACUCAGAAGCCAAAGACCGACCAGACCUAACACGCAUCCGUUCGACAGUCUCGCACCACGACAUGCACGGCGUCCAGUCCCACGACAGCUCAUACGUCGAAAUCAACGCCGCUCAGUACGAGCGCUUCACCGAGCGCCGCAAGACCCUCAUCGCAUGUGUCCUGGCACUAUGCGGCUUCCUCGCGCCCAUCUCCAGCACCACCAUCCUCGCCGCCAUCCCCGAAGUCGCCGCCACGUACAACACCAGCGGAAGUAUCAUCAACCUCUCCAACGCUUUAUAUCUAGUAUUCAUGGGCCUAUCGCCGAGUCUCUGGGGUCCACUUUCCACGAUUUACGGACGCCGUUGGAUUUGUAUCGUCACUGCGAUCCUAUUCUUCGCAUUUAGCGUCGGCACGGCCCUCGCGCCCAAUCUAGCAAGCUACUUCAUCUUCCGCAUGCUGACGGCCUACCAGGGCACGUCGUUUCUGAUCGUGGGAACAUCGUGUCUGGGCGAUAUCUACACGCCGACACAGCGCGCCACGGCGCUGGGCUGGUUUCUUUCCGGCACGCUGAUCGGUCCUGCCUUUGGGCCAUUUAUAGGCGGUAUUAUCGUCACGUUUCGCAGUUGGCGGGACAUAUUCUGGCUGCAGUCUGCACUGGGCGGGCUGGCUACCAUCCUCGUCGUGUUUGCCCUGCCGGAGACGAUACCGCAGAAAAAGAUCGAUGAGUUGCGCGACUUGCCGAGGAAGGAAAGAACGCUGCGGAUCGCGCAUUGGGUUUCUCCAAUACGUGUGACGGUGUUGUUGUUCAGUUACCCGAAUCUGAUCCUUGCGGGGUUGGCGUCCAGUUCGCUCGUCUGGAAUAUGUACAGCCUGCUCACGCCGAUUCGGUACGUGUUGAAUCCGCGGUUCCAUCUCACGAGCCCGAUUCAAUCGGGACUGUUCUACAUCGCGCCUGGGUGCGGGUACCUUUUGGGAACGUUCUUUGGCGGUCGCUGGGCAGAUCAUAUUGUCAAGAAGUGGAUUCUUAAGAAAGGUCGACGUGUGCCGGAGGAUCGGUUGAGGUCAUGCUACGCUUUCGUCGGCUUCGUGAUCCCGGCAUGUAUGUUGAUUUACGGGUGGUCGGUGGAGAAAAAGGUCGGGGGCAUCCCGCUACCUGUCAUGGCGAUGUUCGUGCAGGGUGUCGCCCAGUUGUUUUGUUUCCCGAGUUUGAAUACUUAUUGUUUGGAUGUGAUGCAGGCGAAAGGCUUGUCGGCGGAGGUUGUGGCUGGGAAUUACAUGAUUCGGUAUCUUUUCUCGGCAGCGGGGAGUGCGGUGUGUUUGCCUGCUAUUGAGAAGAUUGGGGUGGGCUGGUUCAGUUCGGUUUCGGCGCUGUUUUUGGUCGUGAGCGCUGUGAGUCUUUGGGCGACAACGGUUUGGGGAGAGGACUGGAGACGGGCUGUGGAUCGGAAGAAGAAGGCGAGGAAAGAGUCCAAGAUCUCUGAGAGGGAAGAGAAGGAGGGUGGACAACAGGGCGUAUGAUGCGGUUCGUCAGCCAAUCUAUCUCCUAAAGUUCUGUGUUUACUGGCAUAGCAACGGUCGGUGUCGCGGCGGGAUUAUGAUCAUGAUUUCAUGAGCCAUGAAUGAUGGAUAUCUGGACGCAUACACUGUUUGGCGUACAUAUAGAUGAGCAUGGCG